AUGUCCUUCUGCCUCGUCUCGGACGCGCGGCUGCACAUUCCCCCCCAUCACUUCCAGGCCUCCGCUGACACUCCCCCUUCCCCAUCCUUUCCCUUCCUCUCCCCUUCACCUCCCCCUACAGCGGUGGCCGUUCCCCCCGCGCGCCCCUAUCAGCAGCUGCGCCCGACGUCUUUCUGCCUCGUAUCCGACGCGCGCCUGCACAUCAACAUGCGCCUCACGGGGUACCUCGAUAACAACCGCUCCGAUAUAAUGGCCGCGCUCGUGGCCGGCGCUAAAGUGCGCACGUGGAUCAGGGAGCUUGGAUUCAUAUGGUGGGCCACUCAGGCAGGCGGAAGCGGAGCGCAACAUUCCCUUAGGCUGGUCGCGAGGCGCGGACCGAAGCAGGAGCGCGGCGACGGGUUCAUGGGGCGAAUCGAGGUGGAUGGAAUCGCGGUUCCGCGUCUGGGGUUGGGUGACGAGUUGAGCCUAUUCGAAGGAGAAGGCACCGUGACCUACACACGGCAGGAGAGGAGUGGCAACUUCGACGUGGAUGUGUACUCUGUGAAGCUCGCAGGGCUGCUGGAGGCAGAGGUCCGGCUUCGCCCAGCCCACCCAUUGCUUCAAGAAGAGGAGGACGCAGAGGUGCAUCUGAUGCUGGACCUUGGGAGUAUCCGGCACUCGCCCAGAGUGCAUGGCGUGGUGGGGCAGGCGUACCGAGAUGAAGGGUGA
Molecule: messenger RNA, 708 nt
Organism: Closterium sp. Naga37s-1
Lineage: Eukaryota; Viridiplantae; Streptophyta; Zygnematophyceae; Desmidiales; Closteriaceae
Source: the annotation of a GenBank genome assembly